UUCAGGUAGUGGGAAGCGGUUAGCGGGGUGCUGUCAGUGAGCGCGGAGGUCUCCGUCCUUGGCCAUUAAGGGCUCGCUGCCUGUUGCUUUCUGUUAAACUUGUUUUCUGUCCGCAAAGUUAACUUGGAGCGCACAGAUGCUGUCAUUCAGGAGCGUGCUUACUGGGACGCUGCGGAAGGAACACCGGGGUGGCGGUGCGCUUAUUGCUGCUUUGGGGCUCCGCAAGUCCGCUGCUGGUGUGAUGCUGAACCCGUCUGGGCUUUCCCCCGUCUCCUCCUCCCGCAGAACUCUGUGCGGGCUAUCCGCGGCGCGGCGCGGACUCAUUCAACGCAAGAUGACCGAGAACGGCGUGGCGUCGCGACGCGGGAAGGUGCUGACGGUGGACACCAUGAAUCCCAAUGUCAAAAAGGUUGAGUACGCGGUGAGGGGGCCCAUCGUGCAACGCGCCGUGCAGAUCGAGAAAGAACUCAAAGAGGGGGUUAAGAAGCCCUUCACAGAGGUCAUCAAGGCCAACAUUGGCGAUGCCCAUGCAAUGGGCCAGCGACCAAUCACCUUCUUCCGGCAGGUCUUAGCGCUGUGCUCAUACCCGGAACUCCUGGAUGAUCCCAGCUUUCCGGAGGAUGCUAAAAACCGUGCACGCCGCAUCCUACAGUCCUGUGGAGGGGGCAGUAUUGGGGCCUACAGCGCCAGUCAGGGCAUAGAGUGCGUGCGGCAGGAUGUUGCCCGCUACAUCCAGCGGCGAGACGGGGGGAUACCCUCUGACCCCGACAACAUCUACCUGACCACCGGGGCCAGUGACGGCAUCGUGACGAUGCUGAAGCUGCUGGUGUGUGGAGAGGGGGAGUCCCGCACUGGGGUGAUGAUCUCCAUCCCGCAGUACCCCCUGUACUCAGCCGCACUGGCGGAGCUGGGCGCCGUCCAGAUCAACUACUACCUGAACGAGGAGCAGUGCUGGAGCCUGGACAUCAGCGAGCUGAAGCGCUCCCUGGCUGCAGCUCGGAGGCACUGCAACCCCCGCGCCCUCUGCAUCAUCAACCCCGGCAACCCCACCGGUCAGGUCCAGAGCAGGCAGUGCAUUGAGGACGUGAUCCGAUUCGCCGCUGAGGAGAACCUCUUCCUGAUGGCUGAUGAGGUGUACCAGGACAAUGUGUACGCGUAUGGCUGUAAGUUCCACUCCUUUAAGAAGGUGCUGUUUGAGAUGGGGCCGGAGUACUCUGAGCAAGUGGAGCUGGCCUCCUUCCACUCCACCUCCAAGUGCUACAUGGGAGAGUGCGGCUUCCGUGGGGGCUACAUGGAGGUGAUUAACAUGCACCCCGAGGUGAAGGCUCAGCUCACCAAACUGGUGUCGGUCCGUUUGUGCCCCCCCGUCCCGGGACAGGCCCUCAUGGACCUGGUGGUGAACCCCCCUCAGCCUGGAGAGCCGUCCUAUACCACCUUCCUCAAGGAGCGUAACGCUACGCUGAGCGCGCUGGCGGAGAAGGCUAAGCUGACGGAGCAGAUUCUGAACACAGUCCCCGGUAUCACCUGUAACCCUGUGCAGGGGGCCAUGUACUCCUUCCCCCAAAUCACUAUCCCAGAGCGCGCCGUCAAAGAGGCGAAGGAAAAAGGCCAGGCCCCUGACAUGCUGUACUGUAUGCAGUUACUAGAGGAGACAGGGAUAUGCGUGGUUCCGGGAAGUGGUUUCGGACAGAGAGACGGAACCUACCAUUUCAGAAUGACCAUCCUGCCGUCCACUGACAAGCUGAAGGUCCUUCUGGAGAAGGUGAAGGAGUUCCACCAGAAGUUCACGCUGCAGUACUCCUAAUACCAGAGGGAGAGAGAG
Molecule: messenger RNA, 1822 nt
Organism: Megalops cyprinoides (Indo-Pacific tarpon)
Lineage: Eukaryota; Metazoa; Chordata; Actinopteri; Elopiformes; Megalopidae
Gene: gpt2l
Product: glutamic pyruvate transaminase (alanine aminotransferase) 2, like
Exons: 11
Coding region: 137-1804 (555 amino acids)
Biological process (GO): biosynthetic process
Molecular function (GO): pyridoxal phosphate binding; L-alanine:2-oxoglutarate transaminase activity
Source: RefSeq, a predicted model, not a curated record